Messenger RNA from Tupaia belangeri chinensis (Chinese tree shrew), 4148 nucleotides. It is a transcript of the gene ZNF335, whose product is annotated as zinc finger protein 335. The record is from RefSeq and is a predicted model, not a curated record. NCBI's taxonomy places the organism in Eukaryota, Metazoa, Chordata, Mammalia, Scandentia, Tupaiidae. Gene Ontology annotation, cellular component: nucleus. Gene Ontology annotation, molecular function: RNA polymerase II cis-regulatory region sequence-specific DNA binding. Gene Ontology annotation, biological process: positive regulation of neurogenesis; brain development; positive regulation of transcription by RNA polymerase II.
AAGCCUGGUCCCGUGGCAGCCACUCUCUGGAGGAGGUAUCUGAAAGCAGCUCGAGCACAGACCCACUGCCUCACGGCUACCUCCCUGAUUCUUCUUCUGUGUCCCGUGGGCCAGAGGCAGGGGUGACAGGUGGGCCCCAAGCACUGGUGCACUCCAGUGCACUCCCAGACCCCAACAUGCUGGUGUCUGACUGCACGGCUUCCUCCUCGGACCUAGGAUCGGCCAUCGACAAGAUCAUCGAGUCCACCAUCGGGCCCGACCUCAUCCAGAGCUGUAUCACUGUGACCAGUGCUGAAGAUGGCGGGGCUGAGACCACACGGUACCUGAUCCUGCAGGGCCCAGACGAUGGUGCCCCCAUGACAUCACCAAUGUCCAGUUCCACCCUGGCCCACAGCUUGGCAGCCAUCGAGGCCCUGGCUGAUGGCCCUACAUCCACAUCCACAUGUCUGGGGCCACCUGGGGAGGUGCAGGGUGGGCCCAGCUCCCCGGUGCAGCCACCCCCAGCUUCUGGUGCUGAGGAGCCGGACCUGCAGAGCCUGGAGGCCAUGAUGGAGGUGGUGGUGGUGCAGCAGUUCAAGUGCAAGAUGUGCCAGUACCGGAGCAGCACCAAGGCCACACUACUGCGCCACAUGCGAGAGCGGCACUUCCGCCCAGCAGCAGCAGCUGGUAAGAAGGUACGUCAGCGGAAGUGGGGCACCUUGACCAAGACCCAGGAGGAAGAGGGACCAGAGGAGGAGGAGGAGGAAGAUGACAUCAUAGAUGCCGGUGCCAUUGACGACCUAGAGGAGGACAGCGACUAUAAUCCAGCUGAAGAUGAGCCCCGGGGCCGGCAGCUGCGUCUCCAGCGCCCUACCCCAAGUACUCCAAGACCCCGAAGGAGACCUGGCCGGCCCCGGAAACUGCCUCGCCUAGAGACCUCAGACCUCCUAGAUGGUGUGGAAGGAGAGCCUCUAGUGAGUUCCCAGAGUGGACAGAACCCUCCAGAGCCACAGGAUUCCGAGGUCCCCAGCUCCUCAGGCCCAGGCCACCUGGUGGCCCCAGACAAGGCCAGCAGGAUUGCCCUGGAACCUGGGGUGAGUCAGUCAGAUGCAGAGAAUGCAGCACCCUCCUGUCAGGACGAGCCCGCUGCCCCACCCCGCCGCCGUGGUCGCCCCUCCAGGCGCUUCCUGGGCAAGAAGUACCGCAAGUAUUAUUAUAAGUCACCCAAGCCGCUUCUGAGGCCCUUCCUAUGCCGCAUCUGCGGUUCCCGCUUCCUGUCCCACGAGGACCUGCGCUUCCAUGUCAACUCCCACGAGGCUGGCGACCCCCAGCUCUUCAAGUGCCUGCAGUGCAGCUACCGCUCCCGUCGCUGGUCCUCGCUCAAGGAACACAUGUUCAACCACGUGGGCAGCAAGCCCUACAAGUGUGACGAGUGCAGCUACACCAGCGUCUACCGGAAGGACGUCACCCGCCACGCAGCCGUGCACAGCCGGGACCGGAAGAAAAGACCAGAUCCGACCCCAAAGCUGAGCUCCUUCCCCUGCCCUGUGUGUGGCCGCGUGUAUCCCAUGCAGAAGAGACUCACGCAGCACAUGAAAACACAUAGCACUGAGAAGCCCCACAUGUGUGACAAGUGCGGGAAGUCCUUUAAGAAGCGCUACACCUUUAAGAUGCAUCUGCUCACGCACAUCCAGGCCGUGGCCAACCGCAGGUUCAAGUGUGAGUUCUGUGAGUUUGUUUGUGAGGACAAGAAGGCACUGCUGAACAGCUGUCCCAUGUCAGCGACAAGCCCUUCAAGUGCAGCUUUUGUCCCUAUCGCACCUUCCGAGAGGACUUCCUGCUGUCCCAUGUGGCUGUCAAGCACACAGGAGCCAAGCCCUUCGCCUGUGAGUACUGCCACUUCAGCACACGGCACAAGAAGAACCUCCGCCUGCACGUGCGCUGCCGCCACGCCAGCAGCUUUGAGGAGUGGGGGCGGCGCCACCCUGAGGAGCCCCCCUCCCGCCGUCGCCCCUUCUUCUCUCUGCAGCAGAUUGAGGAGUUAAAGCAGCAGCACAGUGCAGCCCCUGGACCACCCACCAGCUCCCCAAGCCCUCCCGAGAUCCCCACCGAGCCAGCACCUUUUCAGUCACCCGAGACACCCUCACUGCUCUGCUCCGACACCCUGGGUGGCGCCACCAUCAUCUACCAACAAGGAGCUGAGGAGUCUGCUGCAAUGGCCACCCAGACAGCCUUGGAUCUGCUGCUGAACAUGAGUGCCCAGCGGGAACUGGGGGGCACCGCCCUGCAGGUGGCCGUGGUGAAGUCAGAGGACGCGCAAGCAGAGUUAGCGUCUCCUGGUGGGCAGCCCUCCCCUGAAGGGGCUGCUUCACAGGUGGUGACCCUCCACGUGGCAGAGCCAGGGGACAGUGUGGCAGCUGAGAGUCAGCUAGACACCUCUGACCUGCAGCAGAUCACCCUGGCACCUGGUCCGUUUGGGAACACUGGCUACAGUGUCAUCACAGCGCCCCCUAUGGAGGAGGGGACCUCAGCUCCUGGCACUCCUUACAGUGAGGAGCCCCCAGGGGAGGCAGCCCAGGCUGUGGUGGUGAGUGACACUCUCAAAGAAGCUGGCACCCAUUACAUCAUGGCUGCUGAUGGGACCCAGCUGCACCACAUCGAGCUGACUGCAGAUGGCUCCAUCUCCUUCCCGAGUCCAGACACCCUGGCCUCUGGAGCUAAGUGGCCUCUACUGCAGUGUGGGGGGCUGCCCCGAGAUGGCCCUGAGCCUCCGUCUCCAGCCAAGAUCCACCAGGUGGGAGAGCCCCAGAACUCUGUCUCCCCACCGCCUGCAGCCAGCAAAGCCCUGGGCCUGGUAGUGCCCCCCUCACCACCAUCCACAGCCACCGGAGCGUCAAAGAAGUUUUCCUGCAAGAUCUGUGCCGAGGCCUUCCCUGGCCGAGCAGAGAUGGAGAGUCACAAACGGGCCCACGCUGGGCCCAGUGCCUUCAAGUGCCCUGACUGCCCCUUUAGUGCCCGCCAGUGGCCCGAGGUCCGGGCCCACAUGGCACAGCACGCCAGCCUGCGGCCCCACCAGUGCAGCCAGUGCAGCUUUGCCUCCAAGAACAAGAAGGAUCUGCGGCGGCAUGUGCUCACCCACACCAAUGAGAAGCCUUUCGCAUGCCACCUCUGUGGGCAGCGUUUCAACCGUAACGGGCACCUUAAGUUCCACAUCCAGCGGCUGCACAGUCCUGACGGGAGGAAGUCAGGGACCCCUUCAACCCAGGCCCCAGCCCAGGCCCCGACCCAGACCAUUAUUCUGAACAGCGAUGAUGAGGCCCUGGCCACUUUGCACACUGCACUCCAGUCCAGUCACGGGGUCUUGGGCCCAGACAGGCUGCAGCAAGCGCUAGGCCAGGAGCACAUCAUCGUGGCCCAGGAACAGACGGUGACCAACCAGGAGGAAGCCACCUACAUCCAAGAGAUCACCACGGCCGAUGGUCAGACAGUACAGCACCUGGUGACCUCUGACAACCAGGUCCAGUACAUCAUCUCCCAGGAUGGGGUCCAGCACCUGCUUCCCCAGGAAUAUGUGGUUUUCCCCGAGGGCCACCACAUCCAGGUGCAGGAGGGCCAGAUCACGCACAUCCAGUAUGAGCAAGGCGCCCCAUUCCUCCAGGAGUCCCAGAUACAGUAUGUGCCUGUGUCCCCAGGCCAGCAGCUUGUCACACAGGCUCAGCUCGAGGCUGCGGCACACUCUGCCGUCACAGCAGUGGCCGACGCUGCCAUGGCCCAAGCCCAGGGCCUGUUUGGCACAGAGGAGGCAGUGCCUGAACACAUCCAACAGCUGCAGCACCAGGGCAUCGAGUACGACGUCAUCACCCUGACCGAUGACUGAGCCCCAGGGGCUUGAUGCAGAUCAUGGAUACUGGGGCCGGCCCUCCUGGGAGUGGGGAACCCUCCAGGACUCACCUCCCCACUCCACUUAGGGUCUCUAUAUACUGGACAGCCAGCAUCUUGUCAGCCCAAGGGGGCAGACCUGUGCUGUGCAGUUGGGGGCAGCCACGGGCCCCAGCCAGGACAUGCUGGGUGCCCCGGCCUGCAGGCAGGCUUCGGGAGAGAACUUUAUUUUUGUUUGGGUGGACCCACUGGUCCUGCAGUCUUAAUAAAGGGACCAGAGUCCAGCCCUG